Molecule: messenger RNA, 1036 nt
Organism: Eutrema salsugineum
Lineage: Eukaryota; Viridiplantae; Streptophyta; Magnoliopsida; Brassicales; Brassicaceae
Exons: 1
Coding region: 89-931 (280 amino acids)
Source: RefSeq, a predicted model, not a curated record
UACGUUUCCUUGUCAAAGCCGCCUCCUCUUGAUGCUCAAGUAAACCAAUAUAUCAUACGCACACACAUACGCUGGCACAUUCGCAUACAUGUGUAUAUAUACACACAGACAGAGCAAGUCCAAGUCCAAGUGUAUGAACAGAGACAAGAAGGCAGAAUUUUUAUUACAGAUAACAAUGCAGGAAUUUUCUCCUACGGUGUCGUUUAGCCCCAGCUUCAGUUUCUAUGCCUCCGGUGACGUUGGCAUCGUCGAAGCAGCCGUUAGAGUUGUCCGUGACUCCCAGAGUUAUUCUUCCGUCAAAGUUGACGGCGACGAAGAAGCUGAAUUCGAGUUCGAAACAUUGCCGUUACGUGAAGAGAGCUUCUUCCAUUUCCCAACGACGACGAAAACUUUCGAGCACUCACCAGAGGAGGAAGAAGACGAUGACGUGGCAGCCAAUCGAGUCACCUCGAAGAAUCUGUUAUACGGUGGAUGGAACAUUGAUCCAUCUCUAUCUUCGCCGUCGCAAUCGAAUUCAUCCUCGGAGUCUGACGAUUCCGAAAACCCUACCUCGAGCAAGUAUCACUGUUUCUGGAGUCCGAUAAGAUCUCCGGCGAGAGGCGAUAGCUCAAAGAAUAAAUCAUCAAGCGCACCAAGACGGUGUCGUUUCAAGGAUCUUCUGAGGAGAAGCCACAGCGACGGAGCCGUAACGACCUCGAGCGAAUCGAAACGGUGUCGUUUUAAAGAUCUUCUGAGAAGAAGCCACAGUGGCGGAGACGGGUCUUCGAUUUCGUCAAGCGGAAACGGAUCGCUGGCAGUGAAAGGAAAAAAUAAAACGGCGUCGUAUAAGCCUACGAACAUCGGGGAAGUGGAUAAGCGAAGAAAGACUUAUUUACCUUACAGGCAAAAUUUGAUCGGCGUUUUCGCCGGAAUAAGCAGAUUCCGUCAUUAGUGAAGUCGUUAAUUUACAAAUUGUUCCUUGUUUCAUUAAUUGUUUUCGUUUUUGGCGAUGUAAAACUUUUUGGUGCUAUUAUAUCCAAAUGUACCCUUUUUCCUA